Etheostoma spectabile (orangethroat darter) is the source of this 703-nucleotide messenger RNA. It is a transcript of the gene tac1, whose product is annotated as tachykinin precursor 1. The record is from RefSeq and is a predicted model, not a curated record. NCBI's taxonomy places the organism in Eukaryota, Metazoa, Chordata, Actinopteri, Perciformes, Percidae. Gene Ontology annotation, biological process: tachykinin receptor signaling pathway.
CCACCGGGCUCGGGCUGGCUGCUAUAAAAGGAGCGCGUGCCGGGCUCUCUGGACAGGAGAACGCACGAGACCGCAGAAGAAGAAGAAGAAGAAGAAGUUGUUGCAGAGGCGGAGCGCGCGCACAGCUUUGAAGAUAGUUGGCUGGAUCCCGCCACGGCGUUUUGACGCACGCACGCACGCGCGCGCGCGCUAUGGCCUACUGUUGAGCUCAGUGAAGAAGCAGUGCGCGCUCAGAACAGCUGCGGCUCCGGGCUCGAACCUUAGGCUAAGUUUUCGUUUCGGAGUCGGUUAUCUGAACAGAACAGUGAGUGUAGCUGAGUCCCGCGGCGUCGCCAUGAUGAAGGUCCUGCUCCUCCCGGUGCUAAUGGCUCUUCUCGCCGUCGGCCAAGUUUUUGGCGAGGAAAACGACAUAAAAGAAGAUGCUGACUACUGGACGAGCAGUAAUCAAAUUCAGGAUGGCUGGCUUGCCAACGACCCCUUCAGAGAAGUCCUGCUGAGGAUGACGCGAAAGCCGCGGCCGCAUCAGUUCAUCGGUCUGAUGGGCAAACGCUCCAUGGCAAAUCCACAGAUCACCCGCAAAAGGCAUAAAGUCAACUCUUUUGUUGGACUGAUGGGGAAAAGAAGCCAAGAGGAGCCAGAGUCCUAUGACUGGAGCACAAUACAGACGUACGACAAGCGCCGCUGAACAGUCAGGCCCCCCCCC